UCUGUAGCGACGUCCCAUCCGUCAACACGUGUGAACACUACAGCAGUGGCAUCUCCAAUACAAGUUUGAUUAUCGCUAAUGAAGUUUUGAAAUACGUGUUUCAAACAGACAAACCGUGAGUGGACUGUUUCGCCGAACAGUUCAACGCAAGAGGGUUCGCUGCUUUUGCAGGGACUGCCAAGACAAUCUAAGCUAUAGUAACGUUAGCUAGGUAGGUUCCCUCGUUUCCAUGCUCCACAGUGGCAGCAUGCUGUCUCAUUUAGACCUAAUCGGAACCAUCCAGGAUGACGAGGAUGUGCCAGAAGAUCCUGAUUCAGAAUCUGACAACGAAGAUGAGCAACCUAUAGUCCUGAACAAGAAGAGAAAGGCUGCACAGAAGGGCAGAGGUGCUGGAGACUUCAGUACCGACUUUGAGUUUGGAGAGAGAGAUGGACUCUACAGUGAGGACUGGGCAAUGGCUGAUGUUAUGGCUCAGCUGAAAAAGAGGAAAGCCCCCACCACAUUGGACGAGAAGAUUGAGAAGGUUCGGAAGAAACGUAAAACCGAGGAAAAGGCUUUGACAGUCACUCGGACCGCAGAGGAUAAGGUUGCUGAUGAAAAGGAGAUGGAGGAUGAUGAAGACGAGGGGGAGGAAGAGGAAGAGGGGGAAGAAGGUGAUGAUGUGAAACCAGUCGUUGGAGAUGGGAGUGAGGAUUCCAAUGAGGAUGAUGAUGAUGAUGGGGAGGAGUUCACCUCAGGAGACGAGGAGGUUCUUACCAAAGCAGAUACCUUAAGGGAGAAAGCAAAACGAGGCAAGAAGAAGAAGACAGGAGAGGAACCUCCUCAAGAGUUCUUUGAAGAUGCCUCCAGCUACGAUGACAAGCUGAUGUUUCAGGACAUGAACCUCUCCAGGCCCAUUUUAAAGGCCAUCACAGCCAUGGGGUUCAAGCAGCCCACACCCAUCCAGAAAGCCUGUGUACCUGUAGGUCUAAUGGGCAAGGACAUCUGUGCCUGCGCUGCAACCGGAACUGGAAAGACGGCUGCGUUCAUGCUGCCCGUGCUGGAAAGACUGGUCUAUAAACCCAGACAGAACCAGGUGACCAGGGUGCUGGUCCUGUUGCCCACCAGGGAGUUGGGCAUCCAGGUUCACGCGGUGGCCCGCCAGCUGGCACAGUUCACCAGCGUCACCACCUGCUUGGCCGUAGGCGGCCUGGAUCUCAAAUCCCAGGAAGCAGCCUUGCGAGCUGGGCCUGACGUCCUCAUCGCCACGCCUGGCCGACUGAUCGACCAUCUGCACAACACACCAUCCUUCGAACUCAGCCAGAUAGAGAUCCUCAUCCUGGAUGAGGCCGACAGGAUGCUGGAUGAGUACUUUGAGGAGCAAAUGAAAGAGAUCAUCCGUAUGUGUGCCUACCAGAGACAGACCAUGCUGUUCUCUGCCACCAUGAGCGAGGAGGUGAAGGACCUGGCGUCCGUGUCUCUGAAGCAGCCCGUCAGGAUCUUUGUGAACAGCAACACAGACGUGGCUCCGUACCUGCGCCAGGAGUUUGUCCGAAUUCGUCCGGCCAGGGAGGGCGACAGGGAGGCCGUCGUUGCUGCUCUCCUUACGCGGACAUUCCAGGAUCAUGUGAUGGUGUUCACCCAGACUAAGAAGCAGGCCCACCGUAUGCACAUUCUGCUGGGCCUGAUGGGGCUGAAGGUGGGAGAGCUGCAUGGAAACCUGUCCCAGACCCAGAGACUGGAGAGUCUCAGGCGGUUUAAGGAUGAGCAGAUUGAUAUCCUGGUAGCCACCGAUGUAGCAGCCAGAGGACUGGAUAUUGACGGAGUCAAGACGGUCAUCAACUUCACCAUGCCCAACACUGUGAAGCACUACGUCCACAGGGUGGGCCGCACGGCCCGCGCCGGCAAGGUCGGCCGCUCCGUCUCCCUGGUGGGAGAGACGGAGAGGAGAAUGCUGAAAGACAUCGUCAAGAAGGCCAAGACCCCCGUCAAGGCCCGCGUCCUGCCUCAAGAUGUCAUUCUGAAGUUCCGAGACUUGAUCGAGAAGCUGGAGAAGGACGUGUAUGCCGUGAUGAGGCUGGAGAGGGAAGAGAGGGAGAUGUCCGCCUCCGAGGCCCAGAUCAGCGUGGCCCAGAAGCGACUGGCCCAGAACGCCGAGGAGCGGGACCCCCAAAGGACGUGGUUCCAAACACACGAGGAGCGCAAGAAAGAGCGCAUGACCAAGGCGCUCCAGGACUUUGACCUCGCCCUAAGGGGAAAGAAGAAGAGGGAAAAGUUCAUCAAGGAGGGCAAAAAGAAAGAGCUAUCCGCAGAGGACCGGGCCCAGUUUGAGAUGCUCAAGUCUCAGAUGUACGCGGAGCGAGCGGCCAAGAGAGACCGCAAGCCCAAACGUGCUCGAGCCAUGCCCGAAGACGAGCCAGUACAGAAAGCGAUGAACCAGAAAGGCAAUAAACCGUCCAAGAAGUCAGUGUUCGACAAGGAGCUCACCAACACCAGCAAGAAAGCCCUAAAGCAGUACAGAGCAGGACCUUCCUUUGAGGAUAAGAAGAGGCUGGGGAUUCCAACCAACAAAAAGGGAGGCCGCUUCAAGUCUCAAGCCAAGUUCAGGAGAAAGUAGACACUGUGGCAAUCGACUGAGGAUCUGUGGGUUCAUCAUCAGUACACAAGAUGAAUUAUUAACACAAUUAUUUUUGCUAGAUUGUCUGACAUGAUGGAGAAGACAUACAAAUGAGAGAGCUGUAUGAGGAUGUGAUAUGUUGUUGACACACCCAACCCAAACCUGUCUUACUUUGUAUCUGGCUGAGGUAACUACCUUGUGGUUUAAGGCCUCAUGACAUGUUAUCUGACACCAUACACAUUAAUUGCUUGUAAAGUUAUCUUUUUAAGAAGAUUGAAUACUUUAGGAAUCAAUAUUCAGUGGCCUGGAUUAGCCGAGCAUAUUGUUGUAUAACUGAUCUAUUCAGAGGUAUAAGGUGUAAUAAUGUACUCAAUAAAGAUCCAGAAACUAAA
This is a messenger RNA of Osmerus eperlanus (European smelt), 2988 nucleotides long. It is a transcript of the gene ddx27, whose product is annotated as DEAD (Asp-Glu-Ala-Asp) box polypeptide 27. The transcript is spliced from 21 exons. Bases 230 to 2596 code for a protein of 788 amino acids. The record is from RefSeq and is a predicted model, not a curated record. NCBI's taxonomy places the organism in Eukaryota, Metazoa, Chordata, Actinopteri, Osmeriformes, Osmeridae. Gene Ontology annotation, molecular function: nucleic acid binding; ATP binding; RNA helicase activity.